AUGAUUUACAAAGGAAAAGAGAAGGAAGUGAUUACUGUGGAGGUCAACAAUCCUCUUUCUAAUUUUGUCUUCAAACCUCGCCCCAACCCAAUCCCAAAGAAAGUUACUGCCUCUAUCAACUCCAUCACUUCUGGAACCACUAGCGCUGAGCCGACUAUCAUCACGCCUCCAUCCAAUGACCCAUCGGAUACUUCCCUCGCUGUCAAAAUGGAACUCCUGGUAGCAAAACCUCCGGACCCCAUUCCUAGUACAAUCAACUCGAAGGCCCAACCUGCCAAGAAGCGUCAGCCGAGUACGAAGCCCAUGCGUGAACCUGCGAGCAUCUUCGCAACCUACUGGAAUGGUCUAUCGAAGGCCGAAAAAGAGGUGUACAAGCACAAAGCGGCUCUACAGCUCGGCUCGGCUGGACCCACCGAAAGGAACGGCGCUGGUGAUGAUACAGAUGAAGAGUAG
Messenger RNA from Suillus bovinus, 453 nucleotides. RefSeq lists its product as uncharacterized. Lineage: Eukaryota; Fungi; Basidiomycota; Agaricomycetes; Boletales; Suillaceae. The coding region runs from base 1 to 453 and encodes 150 amino acids. The transcript has 6 exons. The record is from RefSeq and is a predicted model, not a curated record.